AUGCAUCCACAACAACUAGCUGUGUAUUCUGCUGUUGGUACAGCAAGUGCCCUUUUCACCUGGCUUGGUGCUCGUUUGUUUAUGCAAAAACUUGAAUUUCCAGGAGUGAAUUUUAAAAUUUUACUUGCAAAUUUACUUAUAAAAACUGCUUUUAAAAGUUUAGGAAGUAAAUUAUCAGUUCUAGAUGUAAAAGUUUCGCCCAUUCAUCGAGUAAUUGAAAGCGAUUUGUUGAGAAUUGAAACUAUUCCACUAUCUUUUGAUGCAAAUUCUUCAGAAUUAUAUUUAAAAGAAAGUUCUGAAUUAUCCGAAUAUAUUAUUAGAGUUUAUCAACCUAAACAAUAUAGAGAAGAAGGAUAUCCUAUUUUAAUGUAUAUUCAUGGUGGUGGAUGGAUGUUUGGAAGUAUUGAUACAAGUGAUGAUUUUUGUAGACAUGUUUCGAAUAAUAAUUAUCUUGUUAUUAGUGUUGAUUAUAGAAAAACUCCACAACAUGUAUUUCCAGCAUGUUUAAAUGAUUGCUUAAAUGCACUUUGUUGGAUUGGAAAGAAUUUUAAGAAAUAUAAUGGAAAUAUUAAUCAGUUAACUAUUUGUGGAGAUUCUGCUGGUGGUCACUUGUCUAUUCACACACAAAUUAGAAUAUUUUCAUUAGAAAAGAAUAUUAUAGAAAGUGAGAAUAUUCCAAAAAUUACACAUCAAGCAUUAAUUUAUCCAGCAACUGAAAUUUAUGAAAAUUCUGAUUCGAAAUAUCAAUCACUUACUAAAUAUAGAGAUAGUGGAUUAAUUAUUAAUGCACCAAUGGUUGAUAUGUUUUGGAAACAAUUAAUUGGAGUUAAUACUUCAAUUGAGAAUGCAAAAUUAAAUCCAUUUCUUUCAAUUAUGAGUGCAAUUGAUCCAACAAGUAAUUCUCAAUUUUAUUCUCAAUUUCCAAAAGGAUUUAUUUGGUUAGCUGAAUAUGAUGUAUUAAGAGAUGAAGGUCAAUUAUUUGGAGAUGUAAUUAACAAGUCAACUAAUGAAAAAAGAAUUGAAAUUCGUGAAUGGAAACAACAAGUUCAUGGAUUUUUGAGUUUUAGAAAGGAAAUUACAUUUUCAGAAUUUGUAAAUCAACUAAACUCACUAACACAGGGAUGA
Messenger RNA from Naegleria gruberi, 1125 nucleotides. RefSeq lists its product as uncharacterized. Gene Ontology annotation, molecular function: hydrolase activity. NCBI's taxonomy places the organism in Eukaryota, Heterolobosea, Eutetramitea, Acrasida, Naegleriidae. The transcript has a single exon. The coding region runs from base 1 to 1125 and encodes 374 amino acids. The record is from RefSeq and is a predicted model, not a curated record.